Messenger RNA from Acanthochromis polyacanthus (spiny chromis), 1847 nucleotides. It is a transcript of the gene sars2, whose product is annotated as seryl-tRNA synthetase 2, mitochondrial. The record is from RefSeq and is a predicted model, not a curated record. NCBI's taxonomy places the organism in Eukaryota, Metazoa, Chordata, Actinopteri, Pomacentridae. Gene Ontology annotation, cellular component: mitochondrion. Gene Ontology annotation, molecular function: tRNA binding; serine-tRNA ligase activity; ATP binding. Gene Ontology annotation, biological process: mitochondrial seryl-tRNA aminoacylation.
GAAUGCAGCAUCUACUAUCAGACAAAAAUGGCGACCUGCAUCGGCAUGGUUGGGAGAGUUGGAGGCUUUGUCCGGACUGUGCUGAAGCCGGUAGCCGGGCAGUGUUCAAGGCACAGGAUAAGCGUGGUAGUCCCGCUCCGCCUCUCACAUGCAGCCCGGAGCAGUUUGUACGAACAUGUCCGUGAAGGCUACAGCGACAAGCCGGAUCUGGACAUGAGAGCAGUGUGUGAGGAGACCGACAAAGUCAUCGCUAAUGUGGAGAACAGGAAGGGAGACCUGACAGGAGACGAUGUCAGGAAGAUUGUGUGUGUGUGGCAGGAGCUUCAGGCGGUGAGGACAGAAAUCUCUGAACUGGAGCAGGAGAAGAGACGCGUCAGUGACACUGUGAAAGCAUUAGUGAGCAAGAAGGACAAGAAAGCCCUCGCCAAUGUUCCAGAGUACACCCAGGCGCUGCAGAAAGGUCGAGAGAUCCGCACCAGACUCAACCAUCUCUACCCCAAAGAGACCGAACUGGAUCAGGAACACUACGGCCAAGCGCUCAGGCUGCCCAACACCUCACACCCUGAUGUGCCGGUUGGAGAUGAAAGCCAGGCGAGGGUGGUGGAGCUUGUCGGACAGAAACCAGAGUUUGACUUCAAGCCCAGAGGCCACAUAGAGCUGGGGGAGGAGCUGGGUCUCAUCAGGCAGAGGCAUCUCGCUCACGUCUCAGGCCACAGGUCCUACUAUCUGAGAGGAGCAGGAGCCAGACUUCAAAUCGCACUCCAGAACUUCGCCCUGGACACAGUGCAGAAACGGGGCUUCAUUCCCAUGGUUGUACCUGACAUGCUGAAGGGGGCAGUGUUUGAGGGUUGUGGGAUGCAGCCUAACGCCCAUCGCUCUCAGGUCUACUCACUGGACCCGGCCCGUUUCCCAGACCUCAACCUGGCUGGGACUGGAGAGGUGGGAGUGGCAGGGUAUUUCAUGGAUCAUGCAGUAAACUGGAAGGACCUGCCCGUCAGGACGGCGUGCAGCAGCACCUGCUACAGAGCUGAGACUGACACAGGCAGAGAGACGUGGGGGCUGUACAGGGUUCAUCACUUCAAUAAGGUCGAGAUGUUUGGAGUGACAGCAGAUGAGACCGGAGAAGAAAGCUCUCAGCUGCUGGAGGAGUUUGUCUCUUUGCAAAAAGAGAUGUUUUCUGCACUGGAACUACACUACAGAGUGCUGGACAUGCCCACUCAGGAACUGGGACCUCCCGCUCACAGAAAGUACGACAUUGAAGCCUGGAUGCCUGGAAGGAACAGCUAUGGAGAGAUUUCCAGUGGGUCCAACUGUACCGACUACCAGAGCCGACGCCUCAACAUCCUGUAUGAGCGAGAGGACGGCAGUCUGCAGUACGCCCACACAGUGAAUGCUACAGCGUGUGCCAUCCCUCGAACCAUCAUCGCCAUCCUGGAGACUCACCAGACCAAAGAGGGAUCAGUGCGUGUCCCCCCCCUGCGGCCUUACCUGGGUCUGGAAGUGAUUGAGAAGCCAAAGUACACUCCACUGAAAUACAUUGGACCCAACCAGUACAGUCGACCACCCAGACCUGCUCCUAAAACCGGAUAAUAGAAGUGGAGCGAAGCUCACAUUUAAAAACGAGGGAAAAAAUAAUACUUGCGUCUACAUUAAACACAAUCUGAGUUUUUGAGUUCAGUAUGAAUUGAGGGCGUUGGUGCUUUGAAAAAAAGAUUAGACCACAAUGCAGCAGUUUAUUGUAAAUAUAUCUAUGUUGUCUUUGGUCACAUGCCAUGAGAUCAUGAACGUAUGCCUGAGUGUUGUAUGGAUUAUUACAAGAAUCACAAUAAGAGAAAGAGUUAAACUUU